GUGUCGGCAGGUGGAGGGAGAAGGGAAAGUUUGGCCCGUGCGUGGGGCUCGGGUGGAGGGCGGGACGGAGGGGCUGGGCCCAGGCGAAGCUUCUGUUGCGGCUGUUGUGGGGCCGGUCGGUUAGCUGGACCGGGGAGUGCAGGACGCGGAGGGGUAGGAGGCGAGGUCCUCCGGUGCUGUGAGCUCCAGCCAGUCUGCCGCUCAAGUGACCCCGCGCCCCUGCGCUUUCCGACCCAAGGCUGUUGGUGGGGGCGCGGCGGCGGCGGUUGGGGGUGGGGAGACGCGCGGCCAGUAGACGGGAGAGGUCAGCGAGUUUGAGGGAGGACCGAAAGCUGCUGCCGCCGUCAUGUCCGAGGACUCCAGCGCCCUGCCCUGGUCCAUUAACAGGGACGAUUAUGAGCUGCAGGAGGUGAUCGGGAGUGGAGCAACUGCUGUGGUCCAAGCAGCUUAUUGUGCCCCUAAAAAGGAGAAAGUGGCAAUCAAACGGAUAAACCUUGAGAAAUGUCAAACUAGCAUGGAUGAACUCCUGAAAGAAAUUCAAGCCAUGAGUCAAUGCCAUCAUCCUAAUAUUGUGUCUUACUACACAUCUUUUGUAGUAAAAGAUGAGCUGUGGCUAGUCAUGAAGCUGUUGAGUGGAGGUUCUGUUCUGGAUAUUAUUAAGCAUAUUGUGGCAAAGGGUGAACACAAAAGCGGAGUCCUAGAUGAACCUACCAUUGCUACAGUACUCCGAGAGGUAUUAGAAGGGUUGGAAUACCUGCACAAAAAUGGGCAGAUUCACAGAGAUGUGAAAGCUGGAAAUAUUCUUCUUGGAGAAGAUGGCUCAGUACAGAUUGCAGACUUUGGGGUUAGUGCUUUUUUAGCUACUGGUGGCGAUAUUACCCGAAAUAAAGUGAGAAAGACCUUUGUUGGUACCCCUUGCUGGAUGGCACCUGAAGUUAUGGAACAGGUCCGAGGGUAUGAUUUCAAAGCUGAUAUUUGGAGUUUUGGAAUCACAGCGAUUGAACUGGCCACAGGGGCAGCUCCUUAUCAUAAAUAUCCUCCAAUGAAGGUUUUAAUGCUGACACUGCAGAAUGAUCCUCCUUCUUUGGAAACUGGUGUUCAAGAUAAAGAAAUGCUGAAAAAAUAUGGAAAAUCAUUUAGAAAAAUGAUUUCAUUAUGCCUUCAGAAGGAUCCAGAAAAAAGACCAACAGCAGCAGAACUGUUAAGGCAUAAAUUUUUCCAGAAAGCAAAGAAUAAGGAAUUUCUACAAGAAAAAAUAUUACAGAGAGCACCUACCAUUUCUGAAAGAUCUAAAAAGGUUCGGAGAGUACCAGGUUCCAGUGGCCGUCUCCAUAAGACAGAGGAUGGAGGCUGGGAGUGGAGUGAUGAUGAAUUUGAUGAAGAAAGUGAGGAAGGGAAAGCUGCAAUUUCACAACUCAGGUCUCCCCGAGUGAAAGAAUCAUUAUCAAAUUCUGAGCUCUUCUCAUCCUCUGAUCCCAUGGUAGUUUGCUCCAGGUUCCAGAACAGAUUUCUGCUCAUCUACCUCAGCCAGCUGGGCAGAUACCUACACAGCCAACUCAAGUCUCUCUUCCACCCCCCGCAGAGCCAGCAAAGACAGCACAGGCUCUGUCUUCAGGACCAGGUUCCCAAGAAACCAAGAUUCCCAUCAGUCUAGUACUAAGAUUAAGGUAAGUUUUAAUGAGUACUCUGCAGAUGUAAUAGUCUGUGCCUGAGUAUAACUGGGUAGGAUUGUGUGUGCCCCAGCACCAGUUGCUGUUUGUAGGUGUUUUAUUUUCCUCAGAAAUAAUACUGUCCAGUGUGAGGAUCUGACUGUUGACUGGUACUGUGACUUAACUGAUGAACAUCCUCUUAGUUGUUUCUGCAGUAAGAGUAACCAGUGCAUGCAUUUGUAGUGUAGUUAAUUUGGGUUAGAAAGCAUAGUCUAUAAUUGAGGAACAUUGUUAGGAGAGUAGCAGCACUAGCUGGCUUGUAGAGUGACUGUACAAACACCAUGAACUCCAGGAUCAACUAACUCGAGGGGAAUGCUUAGUGACUGUGAUCAAGCACACAAAGAUGAGGAGA
This is a messenger RNA of Castor canadensis (American beaver), 2061 nucleotides long. The record is from RefSeq and is a predicted model, not a curated record. NCBI's taxonomy places the organism in Eukaryota, Metazoa, Chordata, Mammalia, Rodentia, Castoridae.